Molecule: messenger RNA, 1401 nt
Organism: Eriocheir sinensis (Chinese mitten crab)
Lineage: Eukaryota; Metazoa; Arthropoda; Malacostraca; Decapoda; Varunidae
Product: ribosome biogenesis regulatory protein homolog
Exons: 4
Coding region: 113-1297 (394 amino acids)
Biological process (GO): ribosomal large subunit export from nucleus; ribosomal large subunit biogenesis; endonucleolytic cleavage in ITS1 to separate SSU-rRNA from 5.8S rRNA and LSU-rRNA from tricistronic rRNA transcript (SSU-rRNA, 5.8S rRNA, LSU-rRNA)
Cellular component (GO): nucleolus; nucleus; preribosome, large subunit precursor
Molecular function (GO): protein binding
Source: RefSeq, a predicted model, not a curated record
GUCGCUGCUGCUGACGAUGACUCUUGGAGCGGCUGCUGCGGAGCACCAGCACGUGGUGACGUAAACAAACCCUCGCGGCGGCCCACAGCCAGGCAGCAGCAGGCAGGACGUGAUGGCAGACACGGACUCCACUCAGCGGGUCCAGCAGAUCCUCGAGCAGGCCAGCGAGGAGCUCCAGUCCAUCGCCGUGCCCAACGACGACCAGCUGGAGUAUGACCUCGGCAACCUGAUGGUGACCAGCACCAGCACGCUGGACGAGGCCCUCACCAGAGAUCCUAACAAGAUUGACGACUACCUGCGUAGCCUGGCACGGGACAGUGUGCAGGCUCUACUGAACAGGGUGUGGGAGCUGCCAAGCGAACGCAUCGACAGCGACAUCUACGUCACAUUGCCCAAACCAACCACCAGAUUGCCAAGAGAAAAACCGGUACCUAAGGCACGUCCUCCUACAAGGUGGGAAAAGUAUGCCAGUGAGAAAGGUCUCCAGAAGAGGAAGAAGGACAAGAAAGUCUGGGAUGAAACUCUCAAGCGCUGGGUUCCUCGCUACGGUUACCGCAAGAUUGAAGCAGAGAAAGAGAAGAACUGGGUGAAGGAAGUUCCAGCUACUGCCAACCCUUAUGAGGACCAAUUUGCCAAGGCAGCUGAGAUGAAGAAGGAAAACGUUGCCAAAAAUGAAUUCCAGCGUUUGCGCAACAUUGCCAAAAGCAGGAAGCUGAAGGUUCCCAAUGUAGGUAUUACAGGCAACGAAUAUGCUUCCACCAAGGAACUCAGUCUGGCCAUGCACCAUGCCAAACAUGCAACUGCCUCCCUGGGUAAGUUUCAGCCCGACCUUCCCAAUGAGAAGAAAGUCAAGGGCCUGGGCAAGAAACGCAAGAUGGAGUUCACCACUGGUAGCGGCCAAAUGGAGAAGAAACGCAACAUGGAAGUCUUGGAGAAGAUUGACAAGCCAGGCCUGAACCUUGACGGUGCUGUCCACAAGCAGAUCCGGGACGAGAACGUGGCCAUGGACCUCAAGCGCAAGGGAGGGAAGCAGAACCCCAGGAGAUCCAAGAUGGGCGGCCGGCAUAGAACCAAGUCUGACCAAAAGGCUAUCAAGCAGGGGAAGGGAUUCCAGGGCAAGGGCAAGGGCAAGGGAAAGAGUAUGGGCAUGGGAAAUGGGAAGGGAAAGGGUAACCCAAAAGCUGCUUUUGGAAAGAAAACCAGUAAACCUAAUAUGCAGGCCAAAGGCAGAGGUGGAGGGAAAGGUGCAGGAAAAGGUGCAGGGAAAGGAAAGAUGAAGGGCAAAGGUAAAGGUUAAUAGGCAUGUGAUUACUAAUAUUGUCAAUCUGGAAGAGUUAUUGGAGAAUGUUGAAAACAUAUUAAUGUUAGAUGCUCUACAGCAGAUAAAAAGUUUUUUUUUUA